Diachasma alloeum is the source of this 1944-nucleotide messenger RNA. RefSeq names its product golgin-45. Gene Ontology annotation, cellular component: Golgi membrane. The record is from RefSeq and is a predicted model, not a curated record. Gene Ontology annotation, biological process: Golgi to plasma membrane protein transport; Golgi organization. Bases 106 to 1452 code for a protein of 448 amino acids. The transcript has 3 exons. Lineage: Eukaryota; Metazoa; Arthropoda; Insecta; Hymenoptera; Braconidae.
GUCAUCCCCAGUGUUGAUUCGUGCUCCAUAUCGAGUGCAUGUCACCCUUCCCCACAAAUUCUCGUUCACCCCCAACCAUUGACAUUUCCAAAUAGAACCCCAACAAUGGACCCCCGUAGACCAGAGCCAAAGCCACCAGCCACCCUGGCAGGCACCUUCACUGCCUCCCGAAAGUCCAGUGCCACCAGUAUCACCAGCCAAUCAACAGCGCUGUCGAUGGCAGUUCCAGGUCGCACCCAGGGCGACGGUAUGGAGAACACUCCCCCAAAGCUGGAGACCAAGAAGACGAGCCUCCGUGACACCCUGAUCUACCACCCAACGAACCUGAACCAGUCUUCCUGCCUGCCCCCAGUCACCCCCACUGGGACAAUCGUCAACCUGACGCCACGAAAGCUCACUCAUUCCAAGAAAGAGAAGCUCUUGCACACGUUGAAGUGCAAAGAACCCAAGUUCAUUCCCUACGAGCCGUAUAAGGCAGCUGUGAACCCCAUAAUUCCGAUCCAAAAGAUGAAGAAGGGAACGAGAAACAACCUGGACAUCAACGAGAUGGUGGCCCAGGUGUCCAUCCACAAAUCAAUAGAAAUGGAGAAGAACGAGUUGAAGUUCGAGAAGCCACAGAGCAAGGAGGAGAUCGAGCUGAAGGAGUGGGAGCUGGAGAAGAAGUCCUACGAGCAAGAGCUGAAGAAUCUGAGGGACGAGAACACGCAGUUGGAGAAUCAGCUGAAGUUCCAGGCCCAGGUGAAUGGGGAGCUGAAGAAUCUGCUGGUGGCAGCUGUUGGCGAGGACCUGGAGACUCGUGUGCAUCUGCUGACUGAGGACAAACUGCAGCUGGCGAGGGCUCUGCUGAAUUCUGCACAGCAUUUGAGCACUCAUCAGGAGCAGACGGAGUGGCUGGCGGGACAGUGUGAAGUCUGGAGGAGCAAGUUUUUGGCUAGUAGCCUCAUGGUGGAGGAGCUCGCCAGGUGGAAGGCUGGUUUGUGCCAAAGAACGACGGAUUUGCAGGAGAGUAUCAAGAGGCUUCUCGAGGAGCGAAGCAGAGUGAGGGAGACCUCAUUGAAGACUUACAAGACACUUUGUGUUCUAAGAGAGAAUUUCGAUCCUGUGGGGAUAAUGUCGUUCAAGAGGCACGAGCUUCCCAGCUCGAAUAUAAUUGAUCUCGCCGAUGGGUGCUGUCAGGUCGCAGAGAUCCUCAAGGUGCAGUUGCUGAGUGGAGUUGAUAAUAGCAAGAUGAGGAAGGAGGUGAGGAUCACUGGACUGGAGAUGACGACUGCUGGGGAGAAGAAGGCUGAGCAACUGCUGAUGAAUCCCAAUUUGAUGAUGACGAGGCCUGACGUCGCUUGCAGUGCGGUGAUGGGGGCUGCUGUCGCUGUUGGGGGGCAGAUGUUCAUGACGAAGGGACCUGAGGCCAUGGCCUGCUGCCCUCACUGCAGUGGGGAGGUGAAGCAAGUAUGAUGGCGGGCUGCGAGGUGAGGGGACUGUACAUUCCAGUAUCUGGUGCAAUUAAGGGACUCAGGGGGAUUAGGAAUUGAUGAGAAGUUCAUCAUUUGUUGUAAUUGUAUAUUUAUGAGGUGGAGCUAGAAACUUGUCUCAAUAUUUUUUGGUACUGAUAAUAAAGUGGAGGCAGCUGGGGAUGAUGGUGAUGUCGUCGCCGUUUUUAUCGUCUGGAAAAGAAUUUAUUCACUUUUAGUCUUGGCGAUUUUUCGGAAAACUCUUCUGUUUUAUUAUUUAAAUCUUUGUUAUUAAUUCAUUUACUUUGUGGUCAUUGAGCCUUAUCACACGUUGAGCGUUCCAGCUGGAUUUACUAGAGAGCACGAUAACAGUGAAUUGCUUCAGGACAUCCUGGAAGAGGCCAUCCAGUAUUUCAGCAUCCUGAUCCAAUUCCUCGAUGAUUAUUAUCUGGAAGAGUUAUUAAAUUGUGAAUGAAUAAAUUAUAUUUUUCAAUAA